Messenger RNA from Emiliania huxleyi CCMP1516, 183 nucleotides. RefSeq lists its product as hypothetical. The transcript has 2 exons. Bases 1 to 183 code for a protein of 60 amino acids. Gene Ontology annotation, molecular function: ubiquitin-protein transferase activity. NCBI's taxonomy places the organism in Eukaryota, Haptophyta, Isochrysidales, Noelaerhabdaceae. The record is from RefSeq and is a predicted model, not a curated record. Gene Ontology annotation, biological process: protein ubiquitination.
AUGCAAAAGUGCGGGUAUUACCCGGUGAUGGCGGCGGACGGCCAUUCCUACGAGCGGAAGCAGAUCGAGCGCUGGCUCGCCACCAAGUCGACGAGCCCGAUGACGGGCGAGGCGCUCGAGCAUAGCUUCCUCACCCCAAACCACGCGCUGCGCGGGCGGAUUGGAGAGUGGCGAGAGGCUUGA